Anolis carolinensis (green anole) is the source of this 2095-nucleotide messenger RNA. It is a transcript of the gene tmem109, whose product is annotated as transmembrane protein 109. Gene Ontology annotation, biological process: intrinsic apoptotic signaling pathway in response to DNA damage by p53 class mediator; cellular response to gamma radiation. Bases 367 to 1071 code for a protein of 234 amino acids. The record is from RefSeq and is a predicted model, not a curated record. Lineage: Eukaryota; Metazoa; Chordata; Lepidosauria; Squamata; Anolidae. The transcript has 4 exons.
GGCCUCGGAGCCGGAUUCGAACGUUUCCCCGUGGCGAGGGGCGAGUGUUAACCUCUUCCUUCCCGGCGUCGAGCGAGGGAGGCGCCCGCCCCGCUUCUCCCGCCUCUGGCCAAUCGCCGCUCCGCCUCCGUCCUGCGUCAAGGCUGCUUAAUCCCCUCCGGCGUGGGAUCUGCACUGGGUGCUGGGAGUCCUCUUAGUGCGGAUCCUCCGGGGUUUGGAAGAAGAACAGCAAUCCCACCCAGUUUGAAGCCAUUGGGAGACUUCAAGCUUAGUUUUAGACUUCGCCUCCUUUUUGGGGAAGGUACACCUCGUGCAAUUCGUGGAACUUUAAAAAAUAAUCUGAGCGUUGUGACAGCAGUUAAAGAGAUGUCUGGAUACAGCCGCAAAUCCCUGCUGAGACCAGCCUUGGCCAUUGCAAUGGUGCUUUUCCUCACCUAUGUGGAUGUUGCCAGUGCCCAGCAACACCGGAGUGAGACCAAGCGAGAGAAGCGAGUGGAACCUGACUUUCUGGCCCAAAUGUCUCGUGCCAUAAGGAAGAGAGUGGAGGAUUUGAUUGGAAGAGACAACUUCCAGAUUUUGAGUGAGAAUCUCUCUUCUCUCCUCUGGAUAGUGUCCUCUGGCAUCUCUUCAGCUUUGUUGGUUGUGGCUCGAGUUUCAGGGCAAUUCCUUACUUCCUUUGGGUUGGCAGGUGACCAUUUGACCCAGUUCCUGAAACGGAGCCCGGAUGAGGUCCAGACGCUGCUGCUCUGGGGCUUGGCUGCUCUGAUUGGUUAUUGGCUGCUGUCGCUGGUGCUGAGCCUCUUGGUUGCCAUCUUGAGCCGCAUCAUGUGGGGCCUUAAAGUGGUGCUCUUUGUGGCCUGCUUUAUGUUCAUCGUCUCCUCAGUGCCUGACCGCUCUGUGCAGACACUGCUUCUGUUGGCCCUGCUCACACUCUAUGUCCUUCUGGGUUGGCUGAGUGGGUCCCACAACUCUGGCACACGACUGGAAGCCAAAAUACGUGGCUUGGAGCGCCAGGUGGAGGAGCUGCAGCGCAGGCAGAGGCGAUCGCCCAAGCAUCUGGAUGACGAAUGAGCUCAGAGGAAUCUGUGAUGCCAGUGUAUCUUUCCUAAAAGGCAACCACUCUCUUCCUUUCUUCUUGUAUUAUGUGACUGCUUUCUAGACUAUAGAUGCUCUCGGGUAGCUUUUUAUCCACCACUAUGCUGGGAUAAGUAAGCCCUAAAGCAAACGUCUGUAGAGGAUAAUGAAAGCAUCUGAGAUAGUUCAGCUUCCCAAUCAAUGCUCUAAUAUUCUACUCAAAAGACAUUUCUAAUUUCUUGUUUCCUUUCUUCUUCGGUUUUUCAGUCUCCCUUAUUCCAGAGCUGGUGUGGGCAAUUUCAGCACAUCUGGUGUCUUGUUUCCACCCCUGUUGAUUGUGUCACCCAUCUUUGUCCUAGAGUUUAGAUCUACCAACUUCAUGUUCUUAUUUUCCAGCGGAUUCAUGGUAGACUACUUUGUUUCUUUAAGGAUGAUGGGACCAGGUGCUGAUCCUAUUUUUUAAAACUGGGUAUCCUUUUCUCCAGAACAUAUCGAUAGUAAAGCCAAGUGCCUCUCUGAAACUGAAGAAGAUGGCUGUGCUUGUGGCAGUACAGCAAAUCAGGAUUAUGUGUCCUGCCUCCCCAUGAGCCAGAGAUGUCCUUAAAGUAAAGACCUCAUGAUUCUUCCCUAUGCAAACUAGCUUUUCUGGGAGGGGGUGCUAAAUAGUGACAGGUAGUGUGUACAUGCCUGUCCUGGCAAAUAUAUAUAUAUAGAAAAUAUAUAUAUAUAUAUAUAUAUAUAUAUAUAUAUAUAUAUAUAUAUAUAAAAUAAGCCAUAGCUGGGUGACAAAGUGAAUGUACCACACCUCUUCCCUCCAGACGGAAUUUGUGCCAUUAGCAAAUGGAAUAAGACUUCCAGACUCGAUUGCCUUUUCUGCCUAUUUUGGAAAGGAGCCAUAACAUACUCAGUGGUGUGAACUUCAUGUCUGUUGCCAAAUAUCAAUAUUUUUAAGCUGUCCAUUUUAAACAAAUGGAAUAUUUUGUUAUAUCCUUCUAAAUAAAGGUUAUUUGAUCACUUCUUA